This is a messenger RNA of Rotaria sordida, 804 nucleotides long. The record is from the annotation of a GenBank genome assembly. NCBI's taxonomy places the organism in Eukaryota, Metazoa, Rotifera, Eurotatoria, Philodinida, Philodinidae.
AUGUAUUCAUCUAUAUAUAAACUUGAUCGAGAUAUUGCACGUUCAUUUUUAAAUGCACCAUCAAAUGUUAUUUCAUAUGUACCAAUGACAAUGAGAAAUGAACAAAAUCAUAUGAUGAUGAUACCAUCUCAAACUAUAAUUGAUAAAGAAACUAUAUUCGAUGAUGUUCUAUCUCAACCUCAUACAAAUACUCAACUUAGUUGUCCAACAAAUACAAAUAUUAUUCCAAUGUACUAUGAUGUCAUUAUUGAUACAGUCACGGAUUAUGAUAUUUUCUAUCCAAUAGCUAAACAAACAACAAAAUAUUAUAAUAAUUUAAUUAAUGAUCAACAAAUAAUUUCAAACAAUCAUUCAAUAUAUCCACGUUAUCAUGUUCAUAGACUUGAUGAACUAGCUGUAUCAAUUGAUUUUUUACAUGAUUAUGAUUCAACAUCAAAUUGGUCUCAACAUUCUAUUCAAAAUCAGCAACAUCAAUAUGAACAUUUACAACCAAUAAAAAAUGUUCGAUUCAAUGAUAAUCCAACAUGGAUUCCAUAUUCAAAAAAUACUAUAGAAAAUACAUCUAAUCCUAUUGAUCAAUAUUAUUUCUAUCCAGAAAAAAUAUCAAAAAUAGAUAACAAUGAACAAUCAUCUGCACGUUAUGUCACUACACCUUUCUUAUGGUUUCGUCCUGUUCAUAAUCAUAAUUAUGCUAUUUGUAUACCAAAUUCAAGACCAAGUCUUCAUGCUUAUAUAACAUCAUCAUAUGAUCCAAUAGCAUCACAAUUUCAAAUUAAUUCUACUCCAAAUCAAAUACGAUUUUAA